Stereum hirsutum FP-91666 SS1 is the source of this 1663-nucleotide messenger RNA. RefSeq lists its product as uncharacterized. Bases 1 to 1551 code for a protein of 516 amino acids. The record is from RefSeq and is a predicted model, not a curated record. The transcript is spliced from 6 exons. Lineage: Eukaryota; Fungi; Basidiomycota; Agaricomycetes; Russulales; Stereaceae.
AUGCUUGACACAGCGCUGGUGAGCGAUACUCUCGGUUAUCUAUCCAUAGCUUGCUGGCUGGGAGCACAGUUCCCCCAGGUCAUAGAGAAUAUACGCCUGCAGUCAUGCGAAGGCCUUGCUUUACCUUUUCUCGCGAACUGGUUCCUUGGUGAUAUGACCAACUUACUCGGCUGCAUCCUCACGCACCAAUUGCCAUUCCAAAAAUACCUCGCGUCCUAUUUUUGUUUCGUCGACCUCAUCCUCGUCAUGCAAUACGUCCACUACCGCAAACCAACCCAAACAAUCCCCUACGCCCGCUCACGUUCCCGAACCGUCUCCUCCCUCACCCGUGGUUAUACUCCCGAACGAGCCGGACCAUCCCACUACCGCACCAUAUCGGCCGUAGCAGCCAAUGUCGCAGCCGCGGCCUCCCUCGCAGCCCGAGCUGAAGAAUCAGGACCCACUUCACCACACACCCGUUUACGAGGGCAUCAUUCGUCCGACGGUAUGAUGGACAGCGUGAUUUUGUCUGGGGAUAGAGAACGCACGGAGGAUGAAGAUGAGGUGGACGAGGCGCUUGCUGCGUUGGCUGACAGUUUCCAUUCCGAGAGCGGUCGCAAGCGUGUUUCUUGGAGUAGAGAGCGCCAUUUGACAGGAGGAAGGGGUCGCCAGUUACCAAAUGCUGGUAUGCCCUUGAUGCCUCAGCAAGAGGCGAUCGAGUAUCUCGCUCGAGGGCGCUCUUUGCAGCGUAAUGAGGUCCCUAGAGAUGCAGAGGGUGAGGAAGAGGAAGAGGAAGUGCGUAGGGCAGAGGAUGAGAGUCAGAGACGGCGAAGUUCUAGAGCUAGUAGGCGUGGUGCGAGCAUGGUAUUUAUGGGGGCUUGGGCCUUGUUCGGAGUUGGGACCUUGGUUCGCAAUGGCAGGGGUGUGGUAAACGAGAGUGGUUUGCGAGUAGGCCGUGUGUUGGGCGACAUUGAAGUCCCAGUCGCCACAGUACCACCUCUAGUCUCGCCAUCAUUGGACGAAGUGGCUGUUCCUCCACCAUCGGUCACAUUGAUGUUUGAGCAGCCAAUAUCGGAGGACAUGCCAGAACACGAACAUUUGCCACCACCUUCGACAGAGCGCAUCAUUGGACGUAUUUUCGCAUGGGCUUGUACGACCCUUUAUCUUACGUCUCGACUACCUCAGAUAUGGAAGAAUUUUGUGCGGAAAUCAGUGGAUGGACUCACUAUCAGUCUCUUCAUCUGUGCCUUCCUCGGAAACGUAUUCUACGUCUCAUCCAUCCUCCUCUCCCCGAACAUGCAACUUCCGCCUGCAGAAGCGCGCGCCUAUCUCUCCGAGAGUAUACCGUACCUACUAGGUAGCGGUGGCACGCUCAUGUUCGACGUAACCAUCGUCUCGCAAUUCGCUCUCUAUCGACACAAAGCUUCACCUCGGGAACGUGGACGGAGGACUUCCGUGUCGAGGCAUAUAGCUGAGGAGGAAGGGUUGUUGGGCGAGGAUGUGGAGGAAGGCACAACCACUCCUCAACGGCGACGGCACCCAGUAGAGGAUCGGACAUACACUGAGGAUUAGAGCGAUUUUAUUCGGACUGGGACUCUUGUGCUCAGAUUAUCUUGUUUCUUGUCUGUGUCGUGUCACCUCAUGCGUAUUUAUUCUGAACGUUGCAAUUUGUAUCUAUAACUCC